Molecule: messenger RNA, 1444 nt
Organism: Camponotus floridanus (Florida carpenter ant)
Lineage: Eukaryota; Metazoa; Arthropoda; Insecta; Hymenoptera; Formicidae
Product: odorant receptor 43a
Exons: 7
Coding region: 165-1385 (406 amino acids)
Biological process (GO): sensory perception of smell; detection of chemical stimulus involved in sensory perception of smell
Cellular component (GO): plasma membrane
Molecular function (GO): odorant binding; olfactory receptor activity
Source: RefSeq, a predicted model, not a curated record
UUGAAACAAGGGUCGAUUAUCACGGAAUAUUUAAUAUACUUUUUAUUGCUUAGCCUUUUUAAAAGCUUUCUUUAUUGGGAAUAUGCGCAAGAAACGUGUUUAGGAAGUAACGUCAUUUCGCAAAAAGCAAACUGACGUCAGUCUUUAGAUAACAUUUGACAUGGAUGGUUCUAAGUAUUCCGGAUAUCAAGAUGCUUAUGGUAGAUUUCGAAUGGGCGGUAAAAUUAAAUCGUAUCGCUCUAGACUUGAUUGGACUCUGGCCUAAAACUCCGCGAAGUCCGCGACAGAAGUUAUUGUGCGAUUUUCGAGUGCUCGUCGUCUUUUUGGGGAUAACUCUCGGUGUUCUAAUUCCUGCUAUACAUUCCCUGAUAAGAAUUCAAGGGGAUAUUAUGCUGAUGAUGGAUAAUUUACAAUUCACUUUGCCAGCCGUGAGCUGCUCGAUAAGAAUCGUGAUCUUUUGGUGGAAAAAAGAAGCUAUCGUGCCGAUCAUGGAUAUGAUCGCGGAAGAUUGGUUAAAGUUCAAGACUGCACGAGAGAGAAGAAUAAUGAUUAGGAGGGCGCGAAGCGCGCGCAUAAUUAUCACGUGCGCGUAUGGCAUAAUGAUAGUAGCGUGCUGUUUCAUCAUUAUUCUACCCGGUGUUGGCCUGUCGAUGAGAUUGACACCGAACAUCACCGAUCCGGGUAGACCUAUGCCAUUGCAAACCCACUACGUCUACGACGUAACGAGACGACCGCAAUACGAGCUAACAUUUAUCAGUCAGGCCAUCUAUAUCCUUCUCGCCAUCUUGUCCUACACUGGCAUCGACAAUUUUCUCGGUCUGCUAAUAUUUCACAUAUGCGGCCAAUUAGACAUUCUCAAGGAUCGUUUGACGUAUUUGGAUAAAUAUAUCAAUUCAGGCGAUAUGCUGAGAAGCUGCGUGGCGAAACAUACCAGUUUGCUCAGAGCCAUCACCGUCAUCGAAGAUACGUACAAUAUAACACUUCUCGCGUUAUUUGUGUACUUUGCGAUACUCUUUGCUUUCUACGGUUUCCGGAUAAUUAGCCUGUUUGAUGAAGGAAAUGAUUUAUCCCUCACUCACUUGAUGUAUCUUAUAUCUAACAUUUUCAACUUAUUUGCGCAUAUGUGCCUAUAUUGUGCUCUUGGCGAAAUUUUGGUGGCCCAGUGUAAUAAGAUAUAUUAUGCAGCGUAUAGUAAUAAAUGGUAUUCAGUGGAUUCGAGAAAUGCGAGGGAUUUGUUGCCAUUACUGAUUAGAGGCGCUAAACCGAUCUAUCUCACUGCUGGAAAAGUGUUUCCCAUGACAAUGGCUACAUUCUGUGGGCUAUUAAAAACAUCAGCUGGAUAUAUGUCUGUUUUGGUUACAACAAGAAAUCAAUCGAAAUCUUAAGAUAAACUUAAAUUGCAUAUCUAUAUAUUCCUGCUUUGAUAUGUACAAAUUAAUAUAUG